Molecule: messenger RNA, 546 nt
Organism: Clavispora lusitaniae ATCC 42720
Lineage: Eukaryota; Fungi; Ascomycota; Pichiomycetes; Serinales; Metschnikowiaceae
Source: RefSeq, a predicted model, not a curated record
AUGCCUCUCUAUACGAAUAGACCUUGUAGUUGCAGUCUUGAGGCCCCAGAGGAAAAAUACUGGUUGCGUUUGGGCACGGGGCCGUCCAUUGCUUUUAUUUACUUUGCUUUGUGUGGGGCGCCUGCAGUCCCCAAACCCUGCCUCCCACAAGGCAGGUGCUCAAAGUGCGUGCAGGGACAUGCGCAGGCCUCUGUGCACGGUGAUGUAAUGGGCCAUUCUAUUGUUCUAUUUCGGCGGGGUGUGUCUGCACGCGCGCUUCACCCGGCGGCACAUGGAUUUGCAUUACAUCCUUGUCGAGACCCAUCUUCUCCAUUGUGCGCCCAAACAUUUGCGGGCGAUAAGCCCCAGGGCUAUAUCCAGAGCCAUGCUGCUGUAUUCCUAUAUGCGCCAUCUGCCACGAAAAACUGCUCUGUCUGGUUCGGUCCCACCUCACAUGGACGUAGCCAAGUUGCUUUCUUUUUCUUUUUUUUUUUUUUUUUUUUUUUUUUUUUUUUUGAUGUGUUUCUUUCGGCUUUCCGUCAGCCCGCCGCUGCACGGAUUGCAUAA